AUGUCCGCCAAGCGAGCACACUUCAGUUCCUCCGUCAAGACCAUUCCGGAUGCCCAGCCCAACCGUCGUACAGCCUCACUCCAACACCAAAAGUCCUUUAAUGGUGAGGACGACCCUGAGGCAGCAUCCAUUCGAAGCACUUUCCCCGCCGCACAGAAGCCGUCCGAGGAGCAAGAAACGACGUCCGAUAACGACGAAGCCAACACCACCUUCGUCACUCAGCAAACCAUCAACCUUGAUCCCGAAGACGACGAAAAACCAAUCCUUGAAAGACCACAAGUCCAUGCGGCUUCUCUUUCUACCCAAGAAAACCUCGGACCAUACACUAUGUGGACCUCCGAGAACAAGAAAAAAGCCUUCGAGGUGACAUUGGUCGCCUAA
This is a messenger RNA of Linnemannia hyalina, 381 nucleotides long. Lineage: Eukaryota; Fungi; Mortierellomycota; Mortierellomycetes; Mortierellales; Mortierellaceae. The record is from the annotation of a GenBank genome assembly.